This is a messenger RNA of Lolium rigidum, 706 nucleotides long. RefSeq names its product SKP1-like protein 1. Gene Ontology annotation, cellular component: nucleus; cytoplasm. The transcript is spliced from 2 exons. NCBI's taxonomy places the organism in Eukaryota, Viridiplantae, Streptophyta, Magnoliopsida, Poales, Poaceae. The record is from RefSeq and is a predicted model, not a curated record. The coding region runs from base 93 to 572 and encodes 159 amino acids. Gene Ontology annotation, molecular function: cullin family protein binding. Gene Ontology annotation, biological process: SCF-dependent proteasomal ubiquitin-dependent protein catabolic process.
CGUCCGCAGCCGCCUCGCAACUCGCAAGGGUUUACUCUGCUCCCAAAUCGCCCCCAAAUCCGCCGCCGAUCCCCAACCUCAACCCACCACCCAUGGCGGCCGAGGACAAGAAGAUCACGCUCAAGUCCUCGGACGGCGAGCAGUUCGAGGUGGACGAGGCGGUGGCGAUGGAGUCGCAGACGAUCCGCCACAUGAUCGAGGACGACUGCGCCGACAACGGGAUCCCGCUCCCCAACGUCAACGCCAAGAUCCUCUCCAAGGUCAUCGAGUACUGCAGCAAGCACGUCCAGGCGGCCAACGGCGCCGCGGCGGCGGACGGCGCCCCCGCCGAGGACCUCAAGAACUGGGACGCCGAGUUCGUCAAGGUCGACCAGGCCACGCUCUUCGACCUCAUCCUCGCCGCCAACUACCUCAACAUCAAGGGCCUGCUCGACCUCACCUGCCAGACCGUCGCCGACAUGAUCAAGGGCAAGACACCCGAGGAGAUCCGCAAGACGUUCAACAUCAAGAACGACUUCACCGCCGAGGAGGAGGAGGAGAUCCGCAGGGAGAACCAGUGGGCCUUCGAGUAAAUCCACAUCGCCCCGGUGAAGCUGUAAAUUUACAUAUCUAAUUCACUAGUUAGUCGGAUCGAAAGAGUUGUAAAGUGACAUCAAUUUUGAUCGUUGGUGGUUGAUAGUGUAAUCAUUCUGUCAGCACUUCUUCA